AUGUUAAGCAAAAAAGAAAUUCAAGAAUUGAUUGAUAAGGAGAAUUCAUCAUUGAAAAUUGUAAAACCGACAAUAACACCAAAGUCCUCAUCUGUAUGGAUUAGUUUUUGUUAUAUUUACGUAAACGACAUUAAACAAGAAUAUGUUAUUUGUAACAAAUGUGAAGAUUUAUUCGUUUACAAACAUUCUUACGGAACAAAUUCGUUAUCUAAGCAUGUUAAACAUUGUCAUAAUAUGAAGCCCACAUCUAUCAAUACUCAAUCAUCAAUUAAACAAUUUUACAAAUCAUCGAAAAACGAACCUGUUAUUCCGAAUCGAAUUAGACAAGAAAUCAAAACGGCUUGUACUGAAUUCGCUGUGCUUGAUUGUCGACCAUUCAAAACAGUUAAUGAUUUAGGAUUUCAAAAUCUUGCACAAAAGAUUUUCAAUGCUGGUCGUUGCUUGCCCAUGUCACAAGAAGUCAAUGUAAAAAACUUACUUCCACAUUCUUCGACAGUUAGUCGACAUGUUGAUCUUCUAUAUGAUGAAAAACGUGAACAACUAGUUGCUAUUUGUCAGAAAAUGAUGAGUUACACUAUUGUUGUUGAUUUCUGGAAGGAUAAAUAUACAGGUAUUCAUUAUGGUGGUAUUUCACUACAUCAUGUCUCCAAUGAUUGGAAAUUAAAUUGUUUUGUUCUCGAUUGUUAUCCGUAUGAACUGGAAUCCUUUACUGCAAUCAACACAAGAAAAUUCGUAGAGUCGAUUUUGUCUGAAUUCAAUCUUCAAUUAAAUGAUUCCAUUUACGUGGUUAGUGACAAUGAGCCCAAAAUUGUUGCAACUUUUAAAUUGAAAUGCCAACGAGUUGGAUGCUCAGUGCAUUAUAUCAACAAGCAGCUCGAACAUGCUUUAACCAAGAAAGAAAUCGACAAAAUGCCUGUGUCAUGUGGAAUAGUCCAGGAACUAUUCGAUCGAACUGAAACUCUUGUAGCACAUUUGAGAGGAUCAUAUAAACAGACGAAAAUGUCUAAACGUGUUCAAACAUAUUCAGAAACUCGAUUUAAUGGUGCCUUUCAUAUGUUAAAUAUCUUCCUACAAAUAUUUGAUGAAUUAUUUAUUAUUUUGGAUGAUUCUCAUUUGAAUGAAUUUUUAACAAUGGAUCGAGAUUUGUUAGAAGAAAUAUGUUCGUUUUUGAAAAUAUUCGAUCAAGCUAUUGAAGAACUUAGCGAAGAUAAACACCAACGAUAUUCAAAGUUCUUCCACUUCGGCGACGUCUUUUGA
Messenger RNA from Adineta ricciae, 1257 nucleotides. NCBI's taxonomy places the organism in Eukaryota, Metazoa, Rotifera, Eurotatoria, Adinetida, Adinetidae. The record is from the annotation of a GenBank genome assembly.